Messenger RNA from Prunus armeniaca (apricot), 1389 nucleotides. The record is from the annotation of a GenBank genome assembly. NCBI's taxonomy places the organism in Eukaryota, Viridiplantae, Streptophyta, Magnoliopsida, Rosales, Rosaceae.
AUGGAAUGGAAUCUUGUCAGUUAUGAGUUUGUGGCAUGCCAAGAUGCAAAGAAAGGGGUCCUCAUUCUUAGUGAGUUUGCUGGUGCCGCACAGUCUCUAGGUGCUGGAGCAAUUCUAGUGAACCCAUGGAACAUCACAGAAGUUGCCAAUUCAAUUGCCCAAGCAUUAAAUAUGGACUCUGAAGAAAGAGAGAAGCGGCAUAAGCAUAACUUUAUACAUGUGACAACCCACACUGCCCAGGAAUGGGCCGAAACGUUUGUAAGUGAACUUAACGACACUGUCGUAGAGGCACAAAUAAGGACUAGACAGGUGCCACCACCACUUCCAAACAAGGAGGCGAUUGAAAGAUAUUCGAAAGCAAGUAAUCGAUUGAUCAUACUGGGAUUCAACGCAACAUUAACUGAACCAGUGGACACACCUGAGAGACGAGGUGAUCAAAUAAAAGAAAUGGAACUUAAACUGCACCCAGAGUUGAAAGAACCCUUGUCAGCACUCUGCAAUGAUCCACAAACAACUAUUGUUGUCCUCAGCGGGAGUGCCACAGAAGUUUUAGAUGAUAACUUCGGGGAGCUUGACAUGUGGUUGGCAGCUGAAAAUGGGAUGUUUUUGCGCCUAACAAAGGGAAAAUGGAUGACAACAAUGCCCGAACAUUUGAAUAUGGAAUGGGUUGAGAGUGUGAAGCAUGUUUUUGAGUAUUUCACGGAGAGAACACCCCGGUCACAUUUGGAUGACCGUGCAACUUCGCUUGUGUGGAAUUAUAAAUAUGCAGAUGUUGAUUUUGGAAGACUUCAAGCAAGAGAUAUGCUGCAGCAUCUCUGGACUGGUCCAAUUUCUAAUGCAUCUGUUGAUGUUGUUCAAGGUAGCCGGUCUGUCGAGGUGCGACCAGUUGGUGUCACAAAGGGUGCAGCAAUUGACCGUAUAUUGGGAGAGAUAGUUCACAGUAAAUCUAUGACUACACCCAUUGAUUAUGUGCUGUGUAUUGGACAUUUUCUUGGAAAGGAUGAAGAUGUAUACACCUUUUUUGAGCCAGAUCUUCCGCCUGAGCCAAUGGGUCUUCCAAGAAAGAUGACUGAUGGACAGAAGUUACCUAGUGAGAGAAGAUCUUCAUUGAAGGUUCCAUCAAAUAAAAAUGCCUCAAAAUCAGCUCAGAGCAAGACACAACGACCUUUACCAAAUGGUGAGAAGAAGAAUGCCAAUCACAGCAAUGGGAAUCCACGAUGGCCGUCUCCUGAGAAGACUUCAUGGAAUGUACUUGACCUGAAGAGGGAGAACUACUACUCUUGUACUGUCGGGCGGACGCGUACAAAUGCUCGAUAUCUGCUUCAGUCUUCAGAUGAUGUUGUCUCAUUUCUGAAGGAGCUGGCUGGUGCCUCUUCGGCAAGUUCUUAA